Molecule: messenger RNA, 2034 nt
Organism: Acanthosepion pharaonis
Lineage: Eukaryota; Metazoa; Mollusca; Cephalopoda; Sepiida; Sepiidae
Source: the annotation of a GenBank genome assembly
AUGCGACUCGCCAAAAGAAUUCAUGCUGCUCGCCAAAAAUUCAUGCAGCUCGCCAAAAGAUUCAUGCGGCCCGCCAAAAGAAUUCAUGCGACUCGCCAAAAGAAUUCAUGCGGCUCGCCAAAGAAUUCAUGCGGCCCGCCAAAAGAAUUCAUGCACGACUCGCCAAAAGAAUUCAUGCGACUCCAAAAGAAUUACGCAAAAAGAAUUCAUGCGACCGCCAAAAGAAUUCAUGCGAAUCGCCAAAGAAUUCAUGGACCCGCCAAAGAGUUCAUGCGACUCAUAAAGAGUUCAUACGGCCCGCUGCCAAAAGGAAUUCAUGACUCGCCAAAGAAUUCAUGCGACUCGCCAAAAGAAUUCAUGCAUUUCGCCAAAAAGUUCAUGCGGCCCGCCAAAGAAUUCAUGCGACUCGCCAAAAGUUCAUGCGGCCCGCCAAAAGAAUUCAUACGACUCGCCAAAAAAGUUCAUGCGGCCCGAAUUCAUGCGACUCAAAAGAAUUCAUGCGACUCGCCAAAAUCUGUUCAAUUAAAGCCCGCCAAAAGAAUUCAUGCGACUCGCCAAAAGAAUUCAUGCGACUCGCCAAAAAAAUUCAUGACUCGCCAAAGAAUUCAUGCAAAUCGCCAAAAAAAUUCGUACGGCCCGCCAAAAAAUUCAUGCGACUCGCCAAAAGAAUUUCGUCAAAAGAAUUCAUGCGACUCGCCAAAAGAAUUCAUGCGGCCCGCCAAAAGAAUUCAUGCGGCUCGCCAAAAGAAUUCAUGCGACUCGCCAAAAAAGAAUUCAUGCGACUCGCCAAAAGAAUUCAUGCGGCUCGCCAAAAGAAUUCAUGCGGCGCCAAAAGAAUUCAUGGCCCGCCAAAAGAAUUCAUGCGACUCGCGGCCCGCCAAAAGAAUUCAUGCGACUGCCCAAAAAAGUUCAUGCGACCCAAAAAAUUCGUACGACUUGCGAAAGAAUUCGCGACUCGCCAAAAGAAUUCAUGCGACUCGCCAAAAUGCGGCCCGGCCAAAAGAAUUCAUGCGGGCUCGCCAAAGAAUUCAUGCGACCCGCCAAAAAAAUUCAUGCGGCGCUCGCCAAGAAUUCAUGCGACUCGCGAAAAAGAAUUCAUGCGACCAAAAGAAUCAAUACGACUCGCCAAAAGAAUUCAUGCGGCCCGCCAAAAGAAUUCAUGCGACUCGCCAAAAAGAAUUCAUGCGACUCAUCGCCAAAAGAAUUCAUGCGACUCGCCAAAGAAUUCAUGCGGCUCGCCAAAAGAAUUCAUGCGACUCGCCAAAGAAAUCAUGCGACUCGCCAAAAAAAAAGAAUUCAUGCGGCCGCCAAAAAGAAUUCAUGCGACUCGCCAAAAAGAAUUCAUGCGGCUCGCCAAAAAGAAUUCAUGCGACUCGCCAAAAGAGUUCAUGCGGCCCGCCAAAAGAAUUCAUGCGACUCGCCAAAAAAAAAGAGUUCAUGCGGCCCGCCAAAAAAUUCAUGCGACUCGCCAAAAAAGAAUUCAUGCGACCCGCCAAAAGAAUUCAUGCGACUCGCCAAAAGAAUUCAUGCGACUCGCCAAAAGAAUUCAUGCGACCCGCAAAAUUCGCGGCCCGCCAAAGAAUUCAUGCGACUCGCCAAAAGAGUUCAUGCGGCCCGCCAAAAGAAUUCAUGCGACUCGCCAAAAGCGUUCGCCAAAAGAAUUCAUGCGACUCGCCAAAAAAUUCAUGCGGCCCGCCAAAAAGAAUUCAUGCGACUCGCCAAAAGAAUUCAUGCGACUUCAUGCGACUCUGCCAAAGAAUUCACUCGACAAAAAGAGUUCAUGCGGCCAAAAGAAUUCAUGCAGACUCGCCAAAAAGAAUUCAUGCGACUCGCCAAAAGAAUUCAUGGGACUCGCCAAAAGAAUUCAUGCGACUCGCCAAAAGAAUUCAUGCGGCCGCCAAAAGAAUUCAUGCGACUCGCCAAAAGUUCGAAAAGAAUUCAUGCGACUCGCCAAAAAGAAUUCAUGCGACUCGCCAAAAGUUCAUGCGGCCCGCCAAAAGAAUUCAUGCGACUCGCCAAAAAUUUAGUUCAUGA